AUUCAUUAAGCCUUUCCCUUGUAGGGAAUCCAUUACUAUGUGACAUUACCCACUGAGUAACAUAUACGUCCAUCCGGUCUCUGGAGAGAACAUCCAUUUAUUUUUGAGAAUUGUGAUCUCUGUGUGGAAUGUUGGAUUAUUCUUUCAACAGGCUGAUGUUCUUCUGAGGGCUCAAGGUAAUGUCAUUGUCUUUAACUGUGUCUAUAUUUUGCUAGUAACAACUCCUAGUCAUAUGGACGUGUUUUAUUUGGGUACAUUAAGAUUGAACAGAUCAAAUCAUUGUUUGGUUAGAUCACUGUGAACAUUUUAAUAUUGCACUCAGAAUAGCUAAAUGAUCAUGCAUUGACAUUGUACAGAUACAGGCGGAUGACAGCAGAUUGUGUUCCAUAUGCUUCAAGAACUCAUUCAUAUUAAAAUUUAAGCAGUGAAGUAUGUACGGUUACUAGGAGGUGAGGAAAUGUCAAUAACUGUAAUGCAAUCAGUCUGUUGGAUCUUGGUUUCACUAAAACUCCUUAAAGACCAGUGGUUUUACAAAUAUGUCAUCAUAAAUAGUCCAAGGGGACUGGUGAUAUGUAAAAAUGAGCAGAGCACCACAUGCACAAUGUACUCAGUAUAUAAGGGGAAACCUGCUGUUUGAGUGCAUCAUCAUAGCACAACAUAUAGAAAUCUUCACCAAGGAUGUGUGUUCAUCUUCUGAUGUUUAUGAGACAGAAUAGAGCAUCUAUGGUUUAAGUACUUACUCCAGGUUCUUAGCCUCCUCUGAUAUAAAAGCGAGUCACUGGAUUAUUCUAAGCACAAGACCCUAGUUAUGUGUUUCUGGUUUCUGCUCAGCUGUUCCACAAGGAUUUUCCUCAAUGUUUUGUAUUUCCAGUUUUUUACAUCAUUUACUGUAAUAAGGCAACAUGAAGUUAUUCACAGCAUUUGGCUAUUUUCUUUUUAAAUAUGUAGAUAAUGCAUUAGAAUUAUGCAAAAAAAAUUAUAAUUAAAAAUAAUAAUAAUAAAAAAAAAAGCUAAAUUAAAAUGAGUAGGAUUUACCUGCAGAAAUGAUUUAAUUGGAAAAAAUGAAGCAAGGUAAGUUAUCUUAAGUCUUAAAAUGCAUGCAGGUUGCCCAUAAUUUGCAAAGCCCCCUGAAAAUCACUGCUGGGUAUCCAGUGGCCGAGGUGGGCAGGGAAAAGUCAGGUUUACUUACAAGAACCUAUCCUUCAUGGGCUCCACUAUCCUUCAUGGGCUCCAUAUCCUCUUCAGCUCUUGGCACUUUAGCUGCAAGGAGUGGAUGUCAGUAUUGCUCUUUCAUGCAUUUGUGUGGAUAUAGCACUGAGGCCUAUUGAGGAUAAUGCGAGACAAGGGGAUCUUCCAGUAGAUAGAAAUGAUACGCUUGACAAAAGGUAACUCAUAGAAUGUGAUGGCAGAUAAGAACCAUUUGGCCCACCUAGUCUGCCCAAUUUUCUAAAUACUUUCAUUAGUCCCUAGCCUUAUCUUAUAGUUAGGAUAGCCUUAUGCCUAUCCCACGCAUGCUUAAAAUCCUUUACUGUGUUAACCUCUACCACUUCAGCUGUAAGGCUAUUCCAUGCAUCCACUACCAUCUCAGUAAACUAAUAUUCCUGAUAUUAUUUUUAAACCUUUGCACCUCUAGUUUAAGACUAUGUCCUCUUGUUGUGGUAGUUUUUCUUCUUUUUUUUUUAAAUUCUUUAUUUUUGUUGUGCGUAAUAUUACAAACCGCCUGGUAUAGCCAUGAUAGCUCAUGCCAGCAAUAAAGCAACAUAUCAGAAAUCAACAACAUGGCUUCUAGUGAGAUUGCACAUUUAUUUGUAGUAUUUAUGUCGUUCAGGCUAGUUUAUCACAUAUAGUUUGGAAAAGGAAGGUGUUAAGACGCCGACCCGCAUUUUAAAGUUAGCUAUCUACGGAACUUAACAGGAGCUUGAUGCCUCGUAAGACUAACUGUAAAGUAGGAGUUCUAUUGAGCCUACAGAUAUACUAGGUGAACUGAAUCUAUCAUAUUAGAAUACCACUGAGCUUUGUAGGUAAUUCACUUCAGAUGGUGUGGUAGGGUAUAUUACCAGCUAAUGUUGGCAGCAUACGGGUUGUCGAGGAGUAUUUUGUGUGAGAUUAUCAUGCUGGCCUGCUGUCGCGGAGACUAACUAUGCGGGUGGCAAAGUACAUAUAGAGUAAUAUUACAUAUGAUAGAGCAGUAAUCAUGCACAGCUUUGUAGAAUCUGCAGUCUUGGCACUUUACUCGUCAUUCUAAGCCCAUAGAUGGGGGCCGAUUGUCCAAGGGAUGAGGAGUCCGUGUGUUAAGUGAAGUGUGGUCUGGGACUGAAGGACCCGUCGUACGUUGGGAAGUAUUGCUCGUGGUUAAUGCAUUCUGGCGUGUGGUUAAUGCCUUCUGGCGUGUGGGUAGGGUUUUGACUAUGUGAGGUGAGUCUGUCAGAUGUGUGUGUGUGGUGUGGAGCCUGGGGUCUGGUUGUGAUAGUCCAUGUGGUCUCUGAGACUCCUUUGAUACCGUUGGUGCCUGAGUUUGGUGUUGGUCCCCUCUAAGGCCUUAGAGUUUUGCGGGCUUGUGGUAUCCUGUCAGGGUAUUGCGAUUCCCUGGCUGGGUCUAGUGUGAUUGUCUGCGUGUCCCAUCUGUGUUAGUUAGUACCGCCGUUGGAGUGUCGCCCUUGUGUUGUGUGGGUUUGGGUGUGUUUAGGGGUGCUAUGUUGCAGUGUAAUACCUUAUUUGUGUAAGGUAGUGGUAGUGGAGGUGAGUCUUAUCCGUCAGGUGGUUCGUGUCGACAGUGGUCUCUGCGCAUAGCGUUAGCAUAAAUCAUAACAACAAGUUAAGAAAGCAAGAAAAUAAAAACGUAAACUUGGGAAGUGCAACCAGUGAGUUUAACCAACCCAGUGAGGGUUAACUGCAAGUCUGUCUUUGCAUGCCUCUAGGAGAUGUUGCUCCCCGAGGUAUGAACAGGAUCACUGCUGCUGAGUCUCAUGUGUGGGGUGGAGAGGUAGUAGGGCCUGGUUGUGCCAUGGUCAGAGCAUCCUUUGGUUUCCCCAGAGUGGGGAAAAGAGCCCGUGCCUCCUGAAGGUCGCAGACCUAGCGUGCGCUGUAUUUUCCAUCUGUACAUGAUGCCUUUAGAUCGGAGGAGGGAAGUAAAGGUCUGGAGUGAUCUCCUCCAUGCCAUUGUGCUCCCAGAUAAGUCUGCAAAGAAUGUGAGCGGCAUGCCUUCGAAGGUGUAAGGUGCGUGGUUCUGGACGGUGGCCAUGACAGCUGCUUUGUCCUUGCCGCUUUGGAAUCUGACCAGGAGGUCUCUUGGUGCUGAGGUUGGUGCUUUAGGCAACUUUUGCAGGCGGAAUAUUCCCUCCAGUCCCACCUGUUUUGCUUGCUUAGGUGAUAUUAGCGCUGUGAGUAGUAUCCUUAGGAGGUGUGGUAGCUCUGUCUCCAGUGUGUUCUCCGAUAUACCUCUAAUUUUGAGGUUUAGUCUGCGCCUCUGGUCUUCUAGUAUUGCAAACCUUGUGUCUGAUUUCGUCCAUUGUAGUUGUAGGUCGUGAACUGCCCGUUGGAGUUCUGCUGUUUUCUGGGUGUUAUGGCGUGUGUCACUUUCCAGCGCCCCCAUGCAGCUUGUGAGACCUGGUAUGUCUUUCCGGAAGUGGGCCAUGUCGGCUUGUAUUGUGCGCUGGAGGUCUGCGAGCAGAUUCCUCAUGAUCGCCGUUGUCACCGGGGCUGAGUCUGGGUGAGAGGUGGGAGGUCUGAUGGCCCUCUGCUCCGGCGGGUAUCCCGCUGUCAUCCCCAGGGAGAUGUCAUCGGAAAUCUCUGUGUCGUCGGAGAAGUCGGCCAUUUUCGGAUCCGCGCUGCUCUGGGCCUGGUGCCAGAGGUCUCCUAUACUCAUGACCAUUUUCUGCUCUUCGGGUCUGGGUUUCUUAGUUUUUCUCCCAAUGUCGUAGGGGUCAGUUGCAGGUAUGUGAUGUGUAUUAUAAAACCUUUUUAGUUGCCAGUUAAAUCGGUUGUCUGCAUGGAGCUCAUGUAUCGUGCGUCCAUCCAGGUCAGUGGCUUGGCUCCGCCCCCUAGUUUUUCUUCUUUUAAAUAUAGUAUCCUCUUUUACUGUGUUUAUUCCCUUUAUGUAUUUAAAUGUCUCACUAAAAUUUUCAAUCUCUCCCUUUCCUCUGGCAAAUUUCUCUCCCUCUUCAAACAUGCAACUGUAACCCCGAUCCUAAAAACUUUGACCCCAACUCUCCAUCCAACUAGCGCCCUAUCUCGCUACUGCUAUUUGCCUCCAAGAUCCUCGAGAGAGUUGUGUACACCAGAUUUACUGACUUUCUCGAAUCCAACCCCCUUCAGUCUGGAUUCCGCUCUAGUUAUUCUGUUGAAACGGCUGUGACCAAAGUAUCCAACAAUUUAAUUGCUGCUAAAUCUCAUGGCCAUUACUCUAUCCUAAUUCUCCUUGAUCUUUCUGCUGCCUUUGACACUGUUGAUCAUCAAUAGCUUCUUCACAUUCUCCGUAAUUUUGGUUUACAGGAUACUGCUCUCCUGGUGCUUCUCCUACCUCUCCCAGCGCUCUUUCAGUGUUUAUUUCUCUAACUCUGCCUCUUCCCCCCAACUACUCUCGGUCGGUGUCCCCCAAGGUUCAGUAGGGGUACUGUUCUCUAUCUAUACUGCCUCCCUUGGUAAACUCAUCAGCUCCUUUGGCUUCCGUUAUCAUUUCAAUGCAGAAUCUACCUGUCCUUUCCUAAUCUCUCUGUCAUCAGAAAUAAUUACCCCUAAAUCCUUUUCCUCAGAUGUUGAGGUUAGGACUCUAUCAAAUAUUUUGUACUCUGCCCUUGGGUUUUUACAUCUAAGAUGCAUUAUCUUGCACUUAUCCACAUUAAAUGUCAGUUUCCACAACUCUGACCAUUUUUCUAGUUUACCUAAAUCAAUUGCCAUUUGGCUUAUCCCUCUUGGAACAUACACCCUGUUACAUAUCUUAGUAUCAUCAGCAAAAAUACAUACCUUACCAUCAAGACCUUCUGCAAUAUCACUAAUAACAAUAUUAAAGAGAAUGGGUCCAAGUACAGAUCCCUGAGGUUCUGUCUUACUUGGUCACAGGCCUCCCUCCACACUAGGUCACACACAGCAGUACAUAAAUCACUGGUGACAAGCCCAUGCCUCGAAUAUACUCCAUUGACUACAACCAUCUGUUGCCUGUCACUCAGCCACUGCCUUGCCCAUUCAACAAUUUUGGAAUCCAAACAGUUUAUUGAUAAGCCAAUGUGCAACAGUGUCAAAUGCCUAUCUGAAAUCUAGGUAAGCAAUGUCUACUGGACCACCCUGAUCUACUAUUUUAGUUACCCAAUCAAAAAAUUCAAUAAGAGACAACAUGGCUUUACUUCAUACAUCUCCCUGAAGUAAACCUAUGUUGUCUCUGAUCUUGAAAUCCAUGUGUUUUUAGAUGUUCAACAAUCCUAUCCUUUAACAUGGUUUCCAUCACUUUCCCCACUACUGAAGUAAGGCUUACUGGCCUAUAGUUGCCCAACUCUUCCCCACUACCUUUCUUGUGAAUUGGCACAACAUUCGCUAACUUCCAAUCUUCUGAGACUACUCCUGUUAACAAUUAUUUUUUAAAUAAAUCUGUUAAUGGUUUUGCUAGUAAACCACUAAGCUCUUUUAAUAAUUUUGGGUGUUUCCAUCAGGUCCCAUUGACUUAUUUGUCUUUACUUUUGACAGUUGAAAUAGAACCUCUUCCUCUGUAAACUCACAUGUAACAAAUGCCUCAUGUGUCCUUUUUCCUAACUGAGGCCCCUUUCCUUCAUUUUCAUCUGUAAAUACUGAACAAAAAUAUUAAUUGAGGGAGUCAGCUAGACCUUUAUCCUCUUCUACAUACCUUCCUUCUUUUGUUUUUAAUCUAACUAAUCCUUGUUUUACUUUCCUUUUCUCAUUUAUGUAUCUAAAAAUGUUUUGUCACCCUUUUUUAGUGACUGUGCUAUUUUCUCUUCUGUGUGUGCUUUGGAGGCUCUUAUAACUUGCUUAGCCUCUUUCUGCCUAAUCUUAUAGAUCAUUCUGUCUUCCUCACUCUGUUUUUUUUUACAAUUACUAAAUGCUAACUUUUAGUUUUUUUACUAUUUUGGCCACAUCUGCGGAGUACCACAGUGGUUUCUUAAUUUUUUUGCUUUAACUGACAAGCCUAAUGCAAUUUUCUGUUGCCUUCAGGAGUGCAACUUUGAAACUUUCGUCAAGCUUAGAUAUAAAAUUGAGACCAAAUAUUUUAGAGAUAAAGUAUUCUAUCUUUAUGAAAUUCUCAUUUUGUUGGGGACAGGGAUGGGAUGGCAUAACAUCUUACUUACUUAAAUCAUUACUUUAAAGCGCCUGCCCAGCAGAGGUCUAUCAGAUGUAGUUCGUCACUGGCAGCAUUUUCAUGCAUGGACAUAUGUGAACUAAUGUAUUGUCGAUAUCAGGCAUGGUAUUAGCAUGGCUUAGCCGCGGACAGAGGUAGAGGAACUUUUUACAGAGAGCACCGAACUGCUUCCUGUCAGACUGGGGAGAGAAAAAUAAGUUCCUCUAUCCAUGUCCGUGUCUGGGCCACACUACAAGAGGGAGGGAUGUGAGCUGGCAUGGGCAUGACAGAAAAAGACAAGGGCUGUGGGGAGGACAGAAACAGACAAGGGCUGAGGGCAGGACAGAAACAGACCAGCGCUGGGGGGAAAACACCCAGAGGGGCUAAGGGGAUGCACAAAAUGGGUUGAGGGGACACAGGCAGACACAAAAUAUAUUGAUAAGACACAGGCAAAGACAAAGGGGCUGAUGGGACACAAGCAGACACAAAGUGGCUGCGAGGACACAACGAGAAGGGGCAAAAGAGACAGAUAUGGUUUGGGAGGAUUCAGAGAAUUGGGGAAGGGGUAGAGACACAGAGGGGCUGGGUGGAGACAAAGAGACACACAGGGGCUUGAGGGAGAAAGAGACAAGGUGCUGGGAAGGAAGGAAAGAAACACCCACUUAGGGCUGAGGGGAGUAAAAGACAGACAGAUGGGCUGGGGGGAGAAAGAUACACACAAAGGAGAGGUAUUAGAAACUAAAAAAGAAACACACACUCUGCAUCCACUAUACACACACACACUGCAUCCACUAUACACAUACACACACUGUGCAUCCACUAUAAACACGCACACACACAAAAUGCAUUCACUACACACACUGCAUACUAUACACAUGGGGGGCUUCUAUUUUUAAAUAUUAUAAGGAGGGACCUGUGAGCUUAAGAUUUAGUAGGUAGUAAUGCUUAACUGACUCAGGAUUCAAGGAACAGAUACUUGCUAGGCUGUCUAUCACACAGAGUGCAAAAGCUAGACAUGCUGAACUGUUGUACCCCGAUUGCUGACAGGUGCAUAGUAGAAAACGGAAAACAUGAGAAUAGUACUUAUAUUGCUAAAACAAGCUGGCUCUGCAACAUACGCCUAACUGUAGAGAAGCAAUAAGCGGUUCAAUUCAAUUGUCAUAACUGGCUUGUGAGUCCAAGGUAAAGCCUGUCUGGCAUCAUAUUCAAUAACAUUUUUAAGUAAAGGACUCAUGCCAGGAGAUAUGUCUGGAGCUUAGACAAAAUUACUUGUGUUAGGCAAGGCAUGUUUAGUAGCAGAGAUAGCAUGUAAUCAAGUCUCAACCGUCUUGCAUACAAAGUAUGAAAGUCACCAGUCUGUUGUAUCGCUGCAGGUUAAAGGCAGAUGACGGUCAGCUGUGCGGCCUAACUCGUGGGUAGUCUCAUGGGCAGUCAGCCGAUGCCUAUACUGGGCAGGGGGGUGCCUUGCGUCUGAAGUGUCCGUAUGGCUUCUGCAAACCCUGCUCUCCCAGCGCCUCAGUGUGGUGUGUCUGUCUCCCUUGCCGCAGCGCGCUGCUCGGUUUUAGCCUUGGGUCGCCGCAUGGGAGCUUGUUGGUUUGUGGUGUUGUGCUUUGGCAUGUUGCCAAGGCCUUGGGGGUACCCAGCCCUCUCCUUACCCGUGUGUGGAGGUGGGUGUGUAUCCCCGGGUCGGUGAGGUUUGUUUCCCGCCCUGUCGUGGGUCGAUGCCUGUGUGGCCAGACUGCCUUCCUGAAGGUCCGCAGUGGGUCUCCUUAUCGGCGUCGGGAUUGUCUCCCUUGCUUUCGAUGUUAGCCUGCUUAUCUUGUGGGGGCCGGGAUAUCCCCCACCGGUCCGGGGGGGGGGAGGGGGGUAGGAGGAGGUCAGUAGUGCUUUCUGGGGUAUCCGGUGUCGAAGAGGGCGGCCGCCUCUCCCCGGCUCCAACUCCUGCAGGCCUCAAUUUGCAUUGCGGUCUAUGUGCCCCUACAGGUUCUAAAAGGGUAUCCCCCGAUUCUUUGGAGCUCCCCCGACGUGGGUAGAGUCUCCUGGUAGGUCUUUGGGCUACACAGCUGCUAAUAUCGCCUUAUUUUCUGCUCGCCCGCUGGGAGCUCCUUCCCCACACAUCUGUUCAGCUUGGCAGUCAGAAUCCGCCCCUCUAGUGUUCCUUUAAACUAAAUUCAUAAUUUGGAAAUUCUGUAGUUGAAAUAACUGUAUAAAAGGGGGAUCACAACGUCAAUUAUCUAUAUAUUUUUAGAAUAUUGUGUAUUUAAUAAACUGAUUGUUUUUCAUUUUUUAUUUCUCUUGCAGGAAUUAAUCAUUCUAAAUGAAUCAAAUGUAAUGAUUAAAUGUCUGCUCAAGAAUAUAUAACAUGGAAGAUAAACAAGGUAAAGUUUAAAAUAAUACAUUUUAGUAGAAAAUUGUCACUAUUUUAACAAUUGAAGUUACUUUACGAUUCCAUCAUGUACGUUUGCUUGAUUGUUAUCCCCAUUAUGUUCACAGAGAAACCUACCAAUGAUGACUUUAUGGUACCAGCCAUCCUGGAAAGGCAAUAUAUACCUCCUUAUCUAACAAAUGUGGCUUGGGAAGGCUUCACCUUUGCUGGUCAUGAGAUAAAAAUUGUGGAAGCGACAGAUUUGUAUGGAGCUACAGUUUGGCCCUCAGUAUGUUUGGAUCUUUAUUUCAUAUUAAGAUUUAGAGUUCUAUAAGAAAAGUGAUUCUGGGGCAAAAGCAGAAAAUUCACAAUAGAAUUCAAUGGACAGUUUCUGCUUAUUGCUCUGCUUUAGAACUCUGUCCUGAUUGCUGUUUAUAUAUAAUUUCACCGGGUGUUUUAAUAAACAGGAGAUGAGAAUUUUAACAUAUUACAAUGAGAAUCUCUAUUGGACUCUAUUGUAGACAAACUUACAAAGUCUCAGUGCGCAACACCAAAUAGGUACCACCACACUCUAACACCUGUGUGGUCACCUCUCUCUUCACACAAAAAGCAAAAUGUAUACAUACAAAUCAGGGGGAGUGUACAGGUGGACUUUUGGUUCAGGUAACACAGACAACUGAAAGCAUAUAAAAACAGAACACAACCUAAAUGCAAUAUAUGAGGUAGACAGCAAGGAUGAAUAGCAGGCCUGCUAUUUAUCCUUGCUGUCUACCUCAUAUAUUGCAUUUAAUGUUUAUUUCAACUUUUCUGUGAAUGGUUUUACACAUUCCUUUGGAUUUUUAUUCUAUAUGCUAUUAUAAGUGAAUUCCUAUUCUUUCAUCCAUUUUUCGGAAUUAAGCACAGAGUGUGGACAUUUAAAUGGACAUUUGAAUGGACAAUAGAGAGUUUUUUUGAAGGUGGAACGCAUGUGCGUUCCAAGUGUAUUCCGAAGGUGGAACGCAUAUGCAUUCCAUACACAGAUCUCAACCGGAAGCGCAUCACUAGAUGGAGGACGGUGGGGAGAUACAUUAUAGGAAAAAGCCAGAAGUCACCCAUGGCUGCCACAGGAGACCUGGGUCAACAAUUAGAAGGGGGCCAUAUAAGACUAACGCAAGAGGAAGAAGCCCAUGCAACCGAUUAAGCCUAUUUAGGCGAAACGCGUUUUGCAAGCAUCUUUUAUUUACGUUUUUAGAGACCUUGCAGUAUUCAUUGCUUGUUAUUUUCUAUUUAUGUUUCAAUAAAUCAGAUUUUAUUUUCAUCUUUUGAAGCCCUGGAUUGUCAUUGAGUGGAGGAUUUUUUGGCAUACUACCCUAUUCUAUUCAAUAGAGGGAGUGGGAUCCCUUCUUAUAUUCCCACCAGCCUGCACAUUGAGCCUAACUGAGUUGGCUCUGGACUUGUGAGUACAACACCUUCAGAUUAUUAUAACAGUAUAUCUAUCAGACUGUAUUGCACUAGGUUGUGUUCUGUUUUUAUAUGCUUUCAGUUGUCUGUGUUACCUGAACCAAAGGUCCACCUGUACACGCCACCUGAUUUGUAUCUAUUUAUCUAUUGCAUGAUGUGUUUGCAUACUCUGAUGUGGGAACAUUUGUUUAUUUAUUCAUAAAAUAUUUUACCAGGAAGGAUACAUUGAGAUUUCUCUUGUUUUCAAAUAUGACCAUAUAUUCAAAGUGGUGCAUUGAAGGAACACAACUAGUACCAUAACCUCUACAGCUGCCUGUAGUGAUUUUAGUGCCUCCUUAUUCUAAGGAGUAUUGAAAGUGUGUUUUCUCAAAUAACAAUAGCUGAAAUAAUAGCUAAAACUAUUUAUUCAUUUGUGUUGCUCAUUCUCUGGUUAUUUCCUGUUUAUAUAUAUCUUAUACACUGGUUCAAGAUUCUAAUGCAUAUUCAUAGUUUUAACCCAGAAAACAGGCCAUGUUUUGGAUCUUUUCUUCUCUUUUAAGUUAAAUGGCAGCAUGUCUCAUGAUCGUUCUGUCCAGUUGCUUUUGUAGGUGUAAAAUCCGUAGGUAAAGCUCAUUGUUACAAGCCUGCACCAUCUCACCUACAGCAUACUAGAUCUUAAUUAUACUUUCUACCCCUUUCCUCUAGUAGUACUUCUUUAUCAAAAUACCCUGGGAUAGUCUUGCUGUCAUAUCCAGAAAUCCAUCCAGUGGCUGAUCUGUGAGACAACUCCUGAUUGUCAGUAUACUUCUACAUAGAGGCCAACAUUUGACUCAAAACUGAUAUAUUACCAUCUUUUGCCAAAAACAGAUCUUAAAUCUUUCUUUAACACUCCCCUUAAAUCUGUCACCAAUUGGACGCUGUACUAUAUUAUCCAAGGGGAGAGGGGUUCAAUUGAACAAGACCAUUACGAAAGCCAUUGGUGAAUCCUUAAUGAUUAAUAUAUACUUGAAUUUCUCAAAUCAUGUAUUACAGUCAAUCUUUUAGCUAGCUUCCUCGAUGUUGCCUUGUGGUUUCACCAUCACAUCACCAGUUGUCCUAUCACAGAUUUUUUUUUUUGCUUGAUUUCAUAUAUUUCUGUGCAAUCAUGAAAAUACAAUCUAGCUUAUAAAAAUAAUUACCUGUAUACUAAUAACUCUCGCAGGUUGAAGCUUUAUCUUAAAGUUAUGUAAAAACAGAACAUACAUGAAAUUUCAACUUCUCUAGCUUUGGCCCUGUUGCUCAUGUAGUUUCUGGAUCUAUUUAGCAUACUUAAUCAUUGACAUUUUUGCUCUAAUUUUACAGGCCCUUGUAUUGUGUUAUUUCUUAGAAAAAUAUGGAGAACAGAUUUCUAUAGAAGACCAGCAUGUUAUUGAACUAGGAGCUGGAACUGGACUUGCUUCAAUAGUAGCUAGUCUAAUGGGUAAGUGGUUAUUGGUUCACACUUUUAAAUUUCCUUCUUUCUAUAAAAACUUGAGAAUUGGCCAACAGAGCGAAAAAAGGAGUAGUAGUACCAAAAUGAUCUCUAUAAAUUUUAUAUAUAUAUAUAAAUAUUGUUUUAAUUAAUUAUUUAUUUAUUUAAUUUUACUGCUCCUUCUCUUUUUUUUUUCUCUCUUGGUUUUUUUUUCAUUUAAUCUGUGAUUCAAAUGGUGAGAAAAUACACCUACCAGUGUACUGAAAAAUAUAUACACACAUUAUUAUGUUAUAUGCACUGGCCCAUUCCAAAAUGCCACAGGGGAAAUUGGAGUGGCAAGAACUUGACGUAUUCCACUUCAAGCCCCUGCACCUCAUAUGUCUAUUUUGAUGCAAGAAUCAUUGCCACAAAAUAGCAAGAACCAUCUGGAAACAGGACCAAAAGACAUACUCAGUGGAGUACACACAAUCCAUUGGGCCCCGGUGCGAAACUGAUCCAUUGCCCCCCAGCCGAUCCGUGCCCCCCCCCCGAUACGUUGGCCCCCCCAGACACAUACAUACAGACAUGCAUACAGACACACAUACAUACAUUAAGACACAUACAUGCACACAUACAGACAGACAUGCACACACAUACACCCCCCGACAGGCACAGACACAUACAUACACACACACACACAGACACACACACACACACUCACAUACAGAGACACACACAUACAGACACACACAUACAGACACACACAUACACACAAACAGACACACACAUACACAAAAUGUUUAAGUAACCCUCCUGUUUCCUACCUUUUGCAGGAGUGUGACGUUCCCUGGGGUCCAGUGGGGGCUCAGCCUGAUGUUCCCACUCUGACUCCCUCCUUUCCUUCCUCACGCGCAGCUCUCUGAUAGCUGGGAGGAGUGACUGGGGCAGUCACUUCCUCCCAGCUCUGUCUGAUGUCAUCUGAUGCUGCAGCACUGACCGGGCCACCUAAAAAUCCAUAUCCAUCGGUUGGCCCUAACAGCAUGGGCUACCCGAUGGGCCCCUUCAUGUGCGGCCUUGGUGGUUUGCCGCACGGGCCAGGGAUGCAAAACAUGGCGGUGGGUCCUUGGUCGCAGGGGUCUGCAGGGCGGCCGGGCCCCCUGGAGUGACGGGCCUGGUCGCAGCUGCGACCCCUGCGACCGCGGUAUGUACGCCAGUGGACAUACUGAAGAUUUAAAGUUCACGCAGAAUACAGUAGAUUGGAUCAUGGGUAUCUAUAUUCGCUGUAUCAUGGCUCUCAUAACGUGAUUGCAAAUACAUAUUUCAUCUUUUUUUUGAGUUUAGAUGAAAUAAAGCUAAUGUUAUAUAGUCAUGUAGGUUGAAAACAGACUAAAGUCCAUGAUGUUCAACAUUGAAACCCAUUCUUUUAGGCUGCUGAUCAAAAAGAAGGCAAAAACAAAAAAACAAGUGUAGCCAUUUCCAAUUAAGCCGCAAAAAAUAAAUAAAAAAUCUUCUUGACUCCAUAAUGGCAAUCAGAUUUCUCCUUGGUUCGACAACUUGUUUACAUACAUAUUAAUUAUAUCCUUGAAUACUCUGUUUAUGCAAAAAAACAUCUAAGCUGGUUAAUGUUUGUUAAUACACACACAUAUUGCCAUUUUAGCAAAAUAUGGCAUAAUAUACACACACAUAUUGCCAUUUGCAUGCAUUAUAGGGACACUCUAAGCAGUAGAACCACUACAGCUUAAUGUAGUGGUUCUGGUGUAAAGAAACCAUAUCUGCAGCCUCAGCAGAGUAAACAUUGCCUUUUCUGAGAAAUGGGGAUUAUGCUAUAUCAAUGUGUGAUUGUGACCCUGAUUUGUAGAACCCUACAUAUUUAAUUUAAUGGGCUAUUUUUCUACAUGCACUUUUAUAGGAGCAAAAGUUACAGCAACGGAUCUGACGGAACUCCUUGGAAACCUACAAUAUAAUGUUUAUCGAAACACCAAACUGAAAUGCAAACAUGUUCCUCAAGUGAAUGUGCUAAAUUGGGGAUCUGAGCUGGAGGAGAAAUUUCCAAAAUCCUCAUUAUGUUUUGAUUACAUUCUUGCAGCCGAUGUGGUUUAUAAUCACCCCUAUCUGGAGGAGCUGUUAGCAACAUUUGAUCACUUAUGCCAGAAUCAUACCACUAUCUUCUGGGCAAUGAAAUUUAGAAAAGAAAAUACAAUUAUAGAGAAUAAUUUUUUUGCCAAAUUCCAGAAAAUGUUUGACAUGGAGGUUGUUUAUGAUUUGCCUACUCUAAACAUUAAACUAUACAAAGCAAUAAGAAGAUGUAAAAUCAAUGGUUAUUUUACAGAAUGAGAUGGCUAUUAUCUUAAAGAGGGCAUAUAGAGUGCACAUGAUAUUACAAAUACCUUCCCUAUGUUGAAUGGCGCACACUUUUACCUGUUAGAACAAGUUGGAGGUAGCUGGAUGCUAUUGGUUAAAUAUUUUGCAUAGCUGGGUCAUAGUCAUCCCAUGUAUUUUGAAGUUGACUGACAUCUCACUACUGGGCAGUCCACUGCUGGUGGCACCUUUGGAUCUAACAGAUGGAUCUACCGCAGCCUUCAAGGGAUAAACAAGGGAUGUAAAGAUACUGGGUCUUUAAGAUGUUCCAGUUUUAUCAAGAGCCUAGUAUCCCCAACCACCACCAUGAAAUAUUGGCAUGUAGUAUUAUGGUGAUCCUCUUGUGGUCUUCUCUUGAAAGCAUAAAAACAGCAGGCACUAUUUCUGCCAUCUUUCAGUAUCCAGCCUAACCAUUGCAACAGUUUCUUAUUGUUUUCUGAAAUAUGUAGAGCUCUAGUCGUAGAUUGCUAAGGAAUGCAACAUACUAGCACGUCCUAUGGUGCUUUUUUUUCUGAAAGGCAUGUCACUGUACCAGGGAGGAUUCCAUAAGUGGUUAUGACCAUGGUUUAUUGGUUUUCUUUUGCAUUUUUCUGAAAGGAAUGGAAAUGUAUAUAUUUUCUCCAAGGUCCUAUGUGUGUCACUGCGCAUAGACAUCUUUGUGCACGAUGCAAAUCAUCAGGGUAGUCAGCUGGUUAACUGUAGCCUGUCUGUUUCAGUUUAGUCUCUGUCAUCAAUGAGUUGUUUUCAACCUUUUGCUGGAGGGUCUUAUAGCUGUGGACCAUCCUUAAAGAAAUUCCAUCAUUAGCACCUUAUGAACCAAAAUAUAACACUUCCAUUCAUUAGUUAAGUUUGCUGUCAGGCAUACCUGUUCUGAUUUUAAAAUGACUGAACAGCUAACUUUGGAUCAUACCAUUCACAUGGAUUCAAUCAAAAAGAGUAAAUAGUUUAUGAAGAAGUAUGUUUAAAACACAACUGGAGGAUGGGAUUAGUCACUAUAAAGCUGUUCAAUUUUAGUAAUAUGUCAAGGAGUUACCUUUGUUAUGCUAUGACUAAUAAAUAUGACUCUCUCUCUCAAUGUAGAUAUAAGUCUGAUGAUUAAUUAUGUGUUUUUGGUUCAUUUUCUUCCUUGUUCAUCCCAUACAUUAGGGAGCAAAAUAGUUCGGCAUUGCUUUUCAUCAUUGUCUUGUCAUUAAAGGGACAUGGUAGGCACUGUAACUUAUUCAUCUCAUUCAAAUAGUUAUAGUGUCUGGAGUGACCUGGUGCUGUCUUUUCAUGUAGCAUAAAAC
This is a messenger RNA of Pelobates cultripes (western spadefoot toad), 15140 nucleotides long. NCBI's taxonomy places the organism in Eukaryota, Metazoa, Chordata, Amphibia, Anura, Pelobatidae. The record is from the annotation of a GenBank genome assembly.